This is a messenger RNA of Rhagoletis zephyria (snowberry fruit fly), 1015 nucleotides long. RefSeq lists its product as uncharacterized. The record is from RefSeq and is a predicted model, not a curated record. NCBI's taxonomy places the organism in Eukaryota, Metazoa, Arthropoda, Insecta, Diptera, Tephritidae.
AAGUAAACCCGAGUACACCAGCUACACGACGCAUUAUCAUCCCGCAGCUAGUUGCAAUAACAACAGCAUAUGCAGCAGCGCCAACAACAGCAACAACCACACUCUUUGUCCACACCACCAACAACAACUGCAACACAACUGCAAUGGCAGCAAUAAUAAUCUCCCAGUUGCCGCUACAGAAGCAGCAUCUCAACAAAUACGACGUCACACCAUCAUAUCGACCACUCUGAGCAAUUACAACAAUCAACAGUUGGCAAUGGCACCGCGACGUGCUUCAAUCGCGUGGGAAAAGCCAACAGCGACAGCACCCACAACAGCCGCUACGCUGACCCAGACAUCAGCCGCUGGCACAGGAAAACACGCGCCAACCGCAAACAUUUACAAGCCCGUGAAAAUUACACUAAUCGGCGAACCAUUGAAGCAAUGGCAAUGGAAUGCUGUUGGCAAUGGCAAGACUGCUGCUACUCAAAGUAAUGGCAGCAACAAUACGGCAAUAAGCAAUGGCAGUGACAAAGUCAGUGUGAAGUGUGAAGCAGCGGGCGGAAAAAUUAGUGGUAACGGUACUCGUAGUAGUGUUGGGAUGUGCAAUAGUCGUACCAAUGGCCUUUCGAAAGUAUACAAAAACAAUAAUGGCUUGUGCAAUGGUGGGUCAGCAGGUUCGUUUGGCAGCAAUGGAUAUGCGAAUGGUAAUAGCAGUAAUUACGAGGCAAAAGCAAUUGAGGGUGUUAGGAAUGCCAAGCAGAGUGGCUACAAUGGCAUUGGUUUGGGUAAUGGCGAACAAAAGCUAGCGACGUGUCAGUCCAACCAAAAUCAUCAUACACAGCAUCUGCAUACGCAGCAGGCACUGGCACAGACGGAACAACAGCAGCAAACACAUGUGCAACAUGCAAGCAAAAUUGUUUAUCAGCAGCAGCAGCAGCAGCAGCAGCAACAACAACAGCAAAACCCACUGCAAGUCUAUCAAACGUCUAAUGGCAGCAAUGGCAAUUUCUAUCCAACAGUUACUAUAGUCUGA